Messenger RNA from Aricia agestis (brown argus), 560 nucleotides. RefSeq lists its product as uncharacterized. The transcript is spliced from 2 exons. Bases 8 to 466 code for a protein of 152 amino acids. NCBI's taxonomy places the organism in Eukaryota, Metazoa, Arthropoda, Insecta, Lepidoptera, Lycaenidae. The record is from RefSeq and is a predicted model, not a curated record.
AUCUGGAAUGGGAUCCGAGGAAUCUUACAAAACUAAUUGGUUUGCAUUUUCUGCUAUGCAUCGUUUUCUGGCGCCGAUUUACGAGUGCUCUUCUACAAUGAAUACUGAGGAACCAGUCGAAAACUCUUAUUUUGCAGAUGAAUAUACUAGUGGCAGUAGAAAAAGCCAAUCUUUAGACUUUGCGUCAAAGAAGAGGCGGCAACAGGGCAGUAUAGAAGACAUACUACAGGCGAAGAAGCUAAUGGACGAAGCCUUUUCUUUUAUUAUUGAAGAAAGAGCUGCUGCUGCUAAAGCAAUCAAACCUGAGAAGGUCGACGAGUGCGACUUAUACGCACAACUACUAGCGGAAAAAUUAAAAAAAAUCGAUGAAGACCGUAGAAUUAUAUUGAUGCAUAAUAUUGAUAUGUUAGUGUUCCAAGAAAUUGUGCCUGUUAAGGAAGAAAGAGCGGAAUCGGAAGAUACAUAAAUUCAUCGAUAUCACCAUUCAUCACUCAUCAACCAUCACCGAACCCAUAUUAUACCAUACAAUCGACACAGCCCUUCCCAUUACCAUCUGACCA